GCGAUGAUGAAGAGUUCAUCAGCUACAAGCUCGCUCGAGGCCGGAGGCUGGACGCACAAGGAGUGCCGGAGAACAAACGGACACGAGCAUUUCCUGGGGAGAUCACCAAGCACUUGGACGAGGACAUUGAUCAAGGACGGAGAUUUUGGCACACUACUAUUUGGUCAAAAGAGGAGACGGACAUGUGGACAGUGCAGAAGGAGGAGCAUUUGGUAGAGCUGGACCCAAACAUCAAACAGUCGGACAUUACGCCGGACAAUGGAAAGGGACAGGCAUUCGACUCCCAGAAGGGCAGACUAUUUUUGAUGACCCAAUCGGACAGAUUGGCGGCCGAAGCAGAGCAGGCCAAAGCCAAGGGGAAAGCCAAAGGGCCAGGCGGACUCUUUGGACCACCUGUCGGACCACCAUCCAAGCCAGCGGUCAAGCCAAUGCCAAAGCCGGACACCCCCAGCAAGCCUAAGCCAACAGAGCCGUUCAAGGCCUUUCCAACUCAGUCGAAGCAGCAGGACCCAAAGCCGAAGCCGCCAGAGCCACCAAAGCAGGACAAACAGGAGGAGGCGGAAUUCGAUCACUUGCCUCCGCCACCUCCUCCGGCAACUGAAAAGCCGGACCCGCAGAAGGGCAACAAGCAACCAGUGCAGUUGGACAAGCCAAGCUGA
Durusdinium trenchii is the source of this 659-nucleotide messenger RNA. The record is from the annotation of a GenBank genome assembly. Lineage: Eukaryota; Dinophyceae; Suessiales; Symbiodiniaceae.